AUGGCUCUCUUUCCCGGUCCUCUUGCAGCCUUUCUCGGUCAAGAUCUUCGCUGUCUCCUCGGCACACUCUCGCACAUCAUCCACAAGGUCUCUUGCUCAUUGCUCUCUUCCUGUGGCGUUCCCGGUCAAGAUCUACGCUCUCUCUGUCUCCUCGCCGCAUGUCUGUCAUCCUCUGGUGGUCCUCGUGUCCCAUUCCAACAGAUCUACGCUCUCUCUGUCUCCUUGGCGCAUCACGGAACCGUCAUACUCUCGCUCGCUACGGUAGGCCUUCUUCCGAUCAAGUCAAGACCGACCUACGCUCGACCACUUGCAGCCGCUCUCCUUGUGACCGCUACGCGCCCUCCCCAAGAAAUCCACGACGAUGACGCUCUUCCCCAAGACGCGCACGACAAUUUCACUUCUGCCCGACUCUUCCUCAAGACAUCCACGACAACGACGCACUUCCCCAUGAUCCUGCGUCCGCUCCUUUUGACUCGCCGCGACGCCUUCUUGCGGUGGCUCCCUUCUCAUGCUCUGGCGGUCUCAAUCAAGAUCUACGCUGUCUGUCUCCGGCUCAUCCGCAAGGUCGCUCUCUUCCUGUGGCGGUCGAUCCUUGCUGGUUUCACAUUCAAGAUUUGCGCUACACUCUCGACAGUGGUCCGUCCUUUUCUGCUCGCCUCUUGUGUCCUCCUUUGA
Molecule: messenger RNA, 675 nt
Organism: Seminavis robusta
Lineage: Eukaryota; Bacillariophyta; Bacillariophyceae; Naviculales; Naviculaceae
Source: the annotation of a GenBank genome assembly